AUGACUACUGCUGCAGAAAGGAAGUAUGUGAAUAUUAGGAAAAGACUGGAUCAGUUGGGCUACCGCCAGACUCUGACUGUGGAGUGCUUACCUUUGGUGGAAAAACUUUUCAGUGACCUAGUUCAUACAACAGAGAGCCUUCGGAAGUCAAAAUUAUCUGCUGUGAAAGCCGAGAAAGAAAGUGCCAAUUUUGAUUUUGUUUUGGAACCCUAUAAAGUUGAAAAUGCAAGAUUAUGCAGGGAAAAUAAUGACCUCUACCUAGAAUUAAUGAAGCUGAGAGAGCAGUCAGACCAGCAAAUUAAAGAGCUGACAGGGGCACUGAAGAAGAGUUCACGUGAAACAUCUGAUCUGAAAUUUCUAAAUAACCAGUAUAUUCAUAAACUGAAACUUGUGGAGAAAGAGAGCAGAGCUAAGAAUGACAAAAUACAGCUACUUCAAGAAAAGAAUUUGCAGGCAGUAGUACAAACUCCAGGUGGCAAGAAAAGAAGUAUUGCAUUCAGGCGCCAACGUAUGCAAAUUGACGAACCAGUCCCUCCUUCUGAAGUCAGCUCAUAUCCAGUGCCUCAACCAGAUGACCCUUAUAUUGCAGACCUCUUACAAGUGGCAGAUAACAGAAUUCAAGAACUUCAAGAGGAAGUCUGUGCAUUACAAGAAAAGUUAACUGCAAUGGAAAAUGGAGUGAGAGAUUAUAACAAGCAGAUUGAGCUAAGAGAACAAGAGAUAGAACGACUGUCAUUGGCAUUGGAUGGUGGUCGCUGCCCGGAUAUCCUCACUCUGGAGAGCAGAAAUAAAACCAAUGAGAAACUUAUUGCUCAUUUAAAUGUUCAGGUUGACUUUCUUCAGCAAGCUAAUAAAGACCUGGAGAAGCAAAUACAAGAGCUUUUGGAGAGCAAGGAAACAGUCACUACUGAAGUUGUUCAUUUGAGUAACAAAAAUGAAAAACUUUGCCAAGAAUUGACUGAAAUAGACCAGCUAGCACAGCAACUGGAAAGACAUAAAGAAGAAGUGCUUGAGACUGCUGAUAAAGAAAUUGGGGAAGCAAAGAAAGAGAUUAAAAAAAAACUCUCUGAAAUGCGAGAUCUUGAAGAAUCAAUGUCAAAGCUUCAGCUGGAAUUAGAAUUAUGCCAUAAAGAAAAGCAGAGACUGAGUGAAGAACUUCUUAUAAAAUCAGAUCUUGAAGUGAUUGUUUGUCAGCUUGAACAAGAAAAGCAAAGACUUACCAAAAAAGUUGAAAAUUUUGCAGAUAAAGAAAGAGAACUUGUACUGGAAGUUGAGAGGAUGAGGCUUGAACAUGGAAUAAAACGUCGAGACAGGUCACCUUCUCGUUUAGAUACAUUUCUAAAAGGCAUAGAAAAAGAACGAGAUUUUUAUAAGAAGGAGCUAGAAAAACUUCAGCAUAUAAUACAGCGAAGAUCUUGUUCUGCACGUGAAAAAUAUCCCAAUUUAAAAACACUGGAAAAACAUCACACUUCGAAAACACCAGAGAAGGGUGAUUACAAUGCAGACAUUUGUCUGAUUACAAGAGAAAGAGAUGAACUUCAUUGUAUGCUGGAAAGAUUUGAAAAGCAUAUGGAGGAAAUACAGUCCAAUGUUAAAUUACUGACUGCUGAAAGAGAUAAACUAAGUGUCUUAUAUAAUCAAGCUCAAGAAGAAUUAUCUGCACUGAAACAGGAAUCCACCAAAACAGUCUCCUCAAAUAUGGCUAGUCUUAUGGAGCAGGAAAAAGAGCAUAUUUUAGCUGAAUUGAGGAGGAUUAUGGUAGAAAAGGAUACUUUAAGAGAAAAGUUAAAAAACCUUCAAGAAAAGAAUCUUUUGGAAAAAUCAGAAUUGGAGCAAGCUCUUGAACAAUUGACAUGUGUUAAUCAUCAGCUUGAAAAUGAAAAAUGUGAAUUGAAGUCAAAAGUGUUAAUAAUGAGUGAAACAAUAGAUUCAUUAGAAAACAAAGUAAAACUCCAAACUCAGAAACUUAACAGUGCUGCUGGUGACUCUUCUCAACAGAAAACAGAGGUGAACUCACUUAGGCUGAUAAACGAGCAGCUGCAGCGGUCACUUGAUGACCAUCAACAUCGACUUAUCUUAAAAAGAGGUGAACUGGACUCAGCCCAAGGACAAAUUAGAGUACUGGAGGAAAAAUUAGAUAAGAUGACCCUUAAGGUAGCUUCACAGGACCAGGAGACUAAUGUCAUGAAAAAGACCAUAAGUGUUAUGGAUAAAGAAAAAGACUUUCUUCAAGAGACUGUCGAUGAAAAGACAGAAAAAAUUGCAAACUUAGAAGAAAACUUAGCUAAUAAAGAAAAAACUAUUGCUCAUAUGAAGGUAACCAUGUCAGAGUAUGACUCAUCUCUAAACCAUCUGAAAGAUACAUUGACUAAUAGAGAUCAUGAGAUAAGCAGCCUCCGGCGCCAGCUUGAUACAGCCCACAAAGAACUUGAAGACACAGGAAGAUCCAGAGAUAUCUCUUUGAAGGAAAACAGAAGAUUGCAGGAUGAUCUGAGUACAAUGGCAAGAGAAAACCAGGAAAUCUCAUUGGAAUUGGAAGCAGCAGUGCAAGAAAAAGAGGAAAUGAAAAAUAGAGUUCAUAAUUACAUAACUGAGGUGUCACGAUGGGAGAGCUUAAUGGCUAGUAAGGAAAAGGAAAAUCAAGAUUUGUUAGAUCGAUUUCAAAUGCUUCAUAACCAGGCGGAAGACUGGGAGGUAAAAGCUCACCAGGCUGAAGGAGAAAACAGCUCAGUUCGACUUGAACUUCUUUCUAUUGAUACGGAGAGAAGACACCUUCGAGAAAGGGUGGACCUGCUGGAAAAAGAAAUUCAGGAGCACAUAAAUGCACACCAUGCUUACGAAUCUCAGAUCUCCUCAAUGGCAAAAGCCAUGUCGAGGUUAGAAGGAGACCUUAGAAGUCAAGAAGAAGAAAAGGCAUCAGUAUUAAAUGACUUAUCAUCUCUUCGUGAACUUUGCAUUAAGCUUGAUUCAGGAAAGGAUAUCAUGACCCAACAAUUGAAUUCCAAAAAUCUUGAAUAUGAGAGGGUUAUGAUGGAAUUGGAAAAUGCAAAAUCAGAGACAGAGCUAUUGAAAAAACAACUAACAAGUGAGAGAUGUACAGUUAAAAACCUUGAAUCAUUACUAGCUUCCAAUAGAGAUAAAGAGUUCCAUUCUCAUAUCUCCUCCCAUGAGAAGGAAACAGAAAUCCAAUUACUAAAAGAGAAGCUAACCCUGGCAGAAAGCAAAUUAAGUUGCCAAAGCCGGGAGAAUGCCUUACUUCGAACUAAAGUGGCAGAAUUGCAUAUGGAGUAUGAUGCUAUGAAAAGACAAAUUUCAACUGAAAGAUUUGAGCGAGAACGAGCGAUCCAAGAGAUGCGUCGACAUGGUCUUCCUACAUCACCCCUUAGUUCUACUCUGAGAUCUCCUUCAAAUUCUCUUGAGCUUUCAAACUUGUAA
Elephantulus edwardii (Cape elephant shrew) is the source of this 3435-nucleotide messenger RNA. RefSeq names its product centrosomal protein 135kDa (gene CEP135). NCBI's taxonomy places the organism in Eukaryota, Metazoa, Chordata, Mammalia, Macroscelidea, Macroscelididae. Bases 1 to 3435 code for a protein of 1144 amino acids. The transcript is spliced from 24 exons. The record is from RefSeq and is a predicted model, not a curated record.